AUACAGCGGCAGCACCCACCAUCUCCCAAUCGGCGGCUGCAUUCAGUUCCCUCUCCCUCUCCACUUCCGGCCUAUUUAAAAUCCCAUCUUCCCCAAUGCUCUCUCAACCCCAAUCCCUUUCCCUCGCCAAAUUCCUUCCUUUCUCCCCCUCUCCCUCGCUUUCCUUCCGUUUCUCUCCUGCUCCGAACAACUGUUUCCUCUCAUUCCCUCUCCUUAAACAACCUCCGAUUUCUCUCCGAUCAAAAACUAUGAUUUCCAACUCCAUGCCCUCUAACCAUGCCGAUUCCCUUCAAUUAGCCUUGAACGAUGACCAGCUCGAUCGUUUUGCUGAGGUUGGGAACAAGCUCGCUGAUGCAGCCGGCGAAGUGAUUCGCAAGUACUUCAGAAAGAAAGUCGAGAUUCUCGAUAAAGAAGAUUUGAGUCCUGUAACAAUAGCAGAUCAAGCAGCUGAGGAAGCUAUGGUUUCAAUUAUAUUGGAGAGCUUUCCUUCUCAUGCAAUUUUUGGAGAGGAAAAUGGAUGGAGGUGUAAAGACAAGUUUGCAGACUAUGUUUGGGUUUUAGAUCCAAUAGAUGGGACAAAGAGUUUUAUCACUGGAAAACCAUUGUUUGGUACUCUAAUUGCUCUCCUGUACAGAGGUAAACCAAUUCUUGGCAUUAUUGAUCAGCCUGUCCUGGGAGAAAGAUGGAUUGGGAUAAGUGGAAGGAAAACUACAUUGAAUGGAGAGGAAGUGAUUACACGCAGUUGUGCAAAACUAUCACAAGCAUAUUUGUACACAACUAGUCCACACCUGUUCAGAGGAGAUGCUGAGGAGGCAUUUGCUCGGGUUAGAAGUAAGGUCUGUGUAUGAGUAUUAAACAUUGGUUUCUCACAAGUUGUUUUGUUCAAUUCACUGAUUGGUUAAUAUGAAGCAAUAUUGCCAAUAAGAUUUUGAGUCUGUUAUUUGUGAAGAUUAAAUUUUUUUUGAUACAUUGUGGGGAUUUUCAGUGUUCGUCUUGUAACAACACAAAUUCAUAUCAUAAUACUAACAUUUUUCACUUUUUAUUUUUAUAUCUUGCAGUAAUCCUCCCCUACCCCCAUGUGUCUGGAUACUUGCUGACAAUAUAGCAUGCUUGGGAUAUUUUUUUAACCAAAUUGCAUGGUUCCCAUACAUUUAACCUAGAUUUAUAGAUUCUUACAUGCUAAUCUAUUUCCUUGUCCAUGCCCCUUAUUAUUGUGCAGGUGAAGGUGCCAUUAUAUGGCUGCGACUGCUAUGCUUAUGCCCUUCUGGCUUCUGGUUUCGUGGAUCUUGUAGUUGAGUCUGGUCUCAAGCCAUACGAUUUCCUUUCACUUGUACCUGUGAUAGAGGGAGCUGGUGGUAUUAUAACUGACUGGCAAGGACAUCAGCUUUCCUGGGAAGCAUCUCCAGAUUCACGAGCAACAAGCUUUAAUAUAGUGGCAGCGGGGGACAAACAAAUUCACCAACAAGCUCUAGAUACCCUAGAAUGGCAGUGAAGAUUUAUGCACUGAAUUCAAAGUUCUGAAAAUAUCUUCUGCUCCUUGAAUCCUCCUUCAGGCCUUACUUGAAAUCAAGUAACAGAGACUUGAUAAGUGCUCAAAUUAAUUUAUCAUUCUUCCUAAGUUGUAUAUCAACAGAAAGUUGCAGGAGAAUCCUUAUGUAAUAAAUGUACUACUUUUAUCCUUCAAGACAUUCCAAACAAUAUCUAAUUAGCUUAGUUAAAGCUUUUAUAGAAGUGUUGUUUGAAUAUAGCAUUUUUCUUCGU
Rubroshorea leprosula is the source of this 1761-nucleotide messenger RNA. The record is from the annotation of a GenBank genome assembly. Lineage: Eukaryota; Viridiplantae; Streptophyta; Magnoliopsida; Malvales; Dipterocarpaceae.